AAAAUGGACGAGCAGACGGCUUUCGUCUUAGCACUACAGAUUCUAGCACUUUUUUCAAUUGCUGGAGCCCUUUUGCUGUAUCUCAUAUGCAAAAUACAAAAGACGGAAUCAGUCACCUUGGAAAAUAUUCCUGGAGCCAGCAAACCUAUUCUAGUCACAUGUGCAGAUAAUGCUAUAGGAUUACAAAUAUCUAUCCAUUUGGCCAACAGAGGCUUCAGGGUCUUCAGUGGCCUUAAGGAGGGUGCUGGCACAGGCUCAUCAGAAGAUUCAGUUGCCGCCAGAGUGAUAAGAUCAUGGCAGAAAAACAGAGAGAGUCAAAAUGGCUUAGUUCGCGGCUCCAUUGUUGCGUUACCACUUGAUGUAAAUCGAGAAGAUCUGAUACAAGAGGCAGCUGAUAUCAUCCGGGCACAUUUGCAGGCCGGGGAGGAUGGUCUCUGGGCGGUGAUCAACACAACGGGUCUCAUCUACAGAGGUCGUUUAGAUCAACAAGAUAUAAGCCACUGGGAAGCAAUGUUCAAAACCAAUUUAGUAGGGGUUCUGAGGACGUCAAGAGCUUUUCAAGGUCUACCUCGAAACACUUCCGGUAGAAUCGUCACCAUUGGACGUGAAGAAUGUUCGGAUGGGGGAUUCGUGUCUUAUGCAGCAACAAGAUACGCUGUUCUGGGAGCCACCGAUGCGUUGAGGAAGGAGUUGGCACCAACGGGAAUCAAGGUCAUCUCCUUGGAGCCUAAAGGCUUCCAUACGGAGGAUCUUUACGUUAUUCCGAAACCCAGAAAAAAUAGUGAACAAACGGAGAUAUCGGUCGAUAUCAAUGGAUGCUUGGAAUAUUAUCCGAAGGCAUUACCGUCAUAUUCCCUUCAAAUAUUGGACGUAUGCUUGACAACAAGAAAUCCUAAGCCGAGUUAGUCCUUGGCUUAUAAAUACCAUUGGUUGAAAACAUUGCAGUCUAUUAUUGUAUAGAUUAUUGGGACAAUCAUAACGGAUGAGGAGAAGACUGUCUCAUUGAGAUAUCGAGUUUAAUGAAGUGAAAAAUCUCCACAAGAUCCAUUAUUCGAAGAAACAUUCCGACCUGCUCAUAUAGUGGUUGAUUUCUGAUUUUUCUUUCUUCGCAUCCUAAUAACUUUUAUAAAAGGAGUUCAUCUAGAAUGGUUUUGUGAAUUGGAUAUUAUCGAGGAUUUUUUUGUGUGUUGAAAUCUAACGCCAUGAACUGGACACGUACCUGUAUAUAUUAUAUAUUGUACUAUAUUAUUAUUUGUAACUAACAAAAUGUGCAUAUAGUAAAUAAAAUUUUUGAAAAAAAA
Coccinella septempunctata (seven-spotted ladybird) is the source of this 1301-nucleotide messenger RNA. RefSeq names its product D-beta-hydroxybutyrate dehydrogenase, mitochondrial-like. The transcript is spliced from 4 exons. Lineage: Eukaryota; Metazoa; Arthropoda; Insecta; Coleoptera; Coccinellidae. The coding region runs from base 4 to 906 and encodes 300 amino acids. The record is from RefSeq and is a predicted model, not a curated record.